GCCUACUUUUCCCAUCAACCCCCUCUGUCCCCGGAAGAAAAAGCCGUGGUCACCAUUGCACUUCCUUUUUCCUGCAACGGGGCUUAGGACACAAUGGGACGCGUUAUAAGGGGACAGAGGAAAGGUGCGGGCUCCGUGUUCAAAGCCCACGUGAAGCACAGAAAAGGUGCAGCCAAGCUUCGCCACAUUGACUUCGCGGAACGUCAUGGCUACAUCAAAGGGAUUGUGAAGGAUAUCAUCCACGAUCCAGGUCGUGGUGCUCCACUGGCCAAAGUAGCCUUCCGUGACCCUUACCGGUUUAAGAAGAGGACAGAGCUCUUCAUUGCUGCUGAGGGUAUCCACACUGGACAGUUCAUCUACUGUGGCAAGAAGGCUCAGCUAAACAUCGGUAACGUCCUGCCCGUGGGCACCAUGCCAGAAGGCACCAUCAUCUGCUGUCUAGAGGAGAAGCCAGGUGACCGCGGGAAACUUGCUCGCGCAUCCGGGAACUACGCCACCGUCAUCUCCCACAACCCAGAGACCAAGAAGUCCAGAGUAAAGCUGCCUUCUGGUUCCAAGAAGGUCAUUGCUUCAGCCAACAGAGCUGUUGUCGGUGUGGUUGCUGGAGGUGGCCGUAUUGACAAGCCCAUCCUGAAGGCAGGUCGUGCCUACCACAAAUACAAGGCCAAGAGAAACUGCUGGCCACGUGUCCGUGGUGUAGCCAUGAACCCUGUUGAGCAUCCAUUCGGAGGUGGUAACCACCAGCAUAUUGGCAAGCCCUCCACCAUCCGGAGAGACGCCCCAGCUGGUCGCAAGGUCGGUCUCAUCGCUGCCCGUCGUACAGGCAGACUGCGUGGAACAAAGACCGUCCAGGAGAAGGAGAACUAACUGUGUUCAUAAUAAAAUGUUCCAAAAGAACAA
Molecule: messenger RNA, 900 nt
Organism: Hypomesus transpacificus
Lineage: Eukaryota; Metazoa; Chordata; Actinopteri; Osmeriformes; Osmeridae
Gene: rpl8
Product: ribosomal protein L8
Exons: 6
Coding region: 94-867 (257 amino acids)
Biological process (GO): cytoplasmic translation
Cellular component (GO): ribosome; cytosolic large ribosomal subunit
Molecular function (GO): structural constituent of ribosome; RNA binding
Source: RefSeq, a predicted model, not a curated record